CCCAUCGCUCCCCACUUCUGUUCGCUGCCACCGCUAAUGCAGAUACUUGCUCCGUCGUCUGUGCCGAUUGCACUCGCCGAGCCACGGUAAUGGCCGAAUCAAGAGAGAACCCAAGUACCAACGAAGGAGGAGGGAGCGAAGAAGACGACGAUUACAUGGGAGACCUGUCUGUGUUUCUUCCUCCUGAAGAUUCGAACCCUCCUAAAUUCGCUUCGAAAAAGACUCCCAAAGGCGAAACUCCAACAGUUCAAUAUUCCAAGAAGUCUAAAACUCUUAACUGGCAACAACAGCGGCAACUUAGCAGAGAGAGACGGCAACAAGAAGAGGACGAGCAGACCUUGGCAAAGAUAGAGGCUCCGAUUCCAGAAACUAACAUUGGCUUCAAGUUGCUAAAGCAAAUGGGCUACACUCCUGGUUCAGCCCUUGGCAAGGAGGGUUCUGGCCUCGCUGAGCCUGUGGGGCUUGAGAUUAGGCGGACACGAGUUGGGAUAGGAAGAGAAGAUCCACAUAGGGAAAAGAGGAAGAGAGAGGAGAUUGAAGCAGAGAUGAAUAGGAGGAAUGAGGAGGCUUUAAUGACUGAGUUUGGUUCUAGGCAAAAGUCACAAUGGCGGAGUCGGAGAGUUGUAGUGAAUUUCAAGAAGGCAAAGGCAGCCCUUGAUCAACUAGAGAACAAAGAGGUUGAGCUUCCAAAGAAGAACGAGGAUGAUGAAGAUGGUGAACAAGGGAAAGAGGAAGAGGAAGAAGAAGAGAUAACGGAAGAGGACUUGCUGGAAAUAUUGAUGAAGUUGAGAGAUGAGUUUCAAUAUUGCCUCUUCUGUGGAGUCCAGUAUGAAUCGAUGGAAGCUCUAUUGUCCAGCUGCCCUGGGACAGAUGAAGAUGACCACUAGAAAAUCUGUUUGUUUUCAGUAUUCACAUAUUUAAGCUCCUUUGUCCAACGUCCCGGGGAUAGAGGAAGAUGAUGAUCACGAGAACGUUUUGAGCGUUAUGCUGCUUGUAUCCUGCGAUAGGUGAAUGCAGUGCUAAUUUUUGGAAAGCGCAUCGUCUUACAAGUAGAAGGUGGGAGGAGCAAUCGGGGUGAGUUGUGAUGUAUAACAGUUCUCAUCAAAUAUUAAGAACUCUAGAUAGUAGUUGUACACUGGAAAUAACUGAUUAGAAAGGUUAGUAUGUGUAUCGAGGCAGGCGUAUGCAUUUAUCAGAUGCAUAAUUCUAACACCAUUAACUGCAGACAACAGGCUAUUCUGUGGCUUUCAUAACAUUAUCUUUCUCGAAAGAGAAAUAAUUUGUGUUUCUAUAUACAGCCUACAAAUCUUAAAAUGGGUCAAUGUUUCGUUUUUCAACA
Messenger RNA from Tripterygium wilfordii, 1339 nucleotides. Its product is annotated as G patch domain-containing protein 11. Gene Ontology annotation, molecular function: nucleic acid binding. Gene Ontology annotation, cellular component: kinetochore. The transcript is spliced from 4 exons. Bases 90 to 887 code for a protein of 265 amino acids. NCBI's taxonomy places the organism in Eukaryota, Viridiplantae, Streptophyta, Magnoliopsida, Celastrales, Celastraceae. The record is from RefSeq and is a predicted model, not a curated record.